AUGCUUGACAAAUUACCCAGAGAAAUUCAAGAAGAAAUAAUUUAUUAUUUAAUCGAAUUGGACCGUGAAGGGCACAACAACUUCAUUUUUCCAUAUACUGGAAAGAGUAGAUCAGCUCAAUCGUUGGCCGCACUAUCUCAAGUGAGUUGGAAUGUAAGAUCGGUCUGCGAAUCUUUUCUCUGGAAGACACUAGUUUUCAGUCGACCACAAAGGCCUAACGAGCUGGAGGCUAUCUCGGAGAUAGCUGCUCGAAUCCGUCACAUUCGUUCGUUACAAGCUCGAGUGUCUCUUUCCAACAGUUCACUCGCCCACAAUGGUGUCAUUGACCAUAGGUGCUUAGAUUAUUUCUCUGAUCUCAGAGAUUUCCUUACAGAUCUCUCCGAGUCCCAAUGCAGUUUGAAGCAUAUACGUCUUCAAACUCUGUGCGAUAUCGAGAUCAACAGGCUCAUGUGGUUAGAACACACCAACAAUAUACUUUUCAAGCAACUCAAGGUCGCUCACCGAGAAGUCACGUAUGCGGUGUUUAACUUUCCUCUUCUCACCUCUUUGGACAUUAGUGGGGCUUGUUACGCUUUUGUACCUGAGGAUGAUAUUGCUCAAUGUAUUCGACAACUUCCUCAUCUAGUUCGAUUCCGAGCCCAUAAUUCAGUAGCUCCUUAUCACCUCAAUUCACCUCGAAGAUUGAUGCUCGGCAGGGCUUUAGCACGGCUUCGCUCAUUAGAAGAGCUAUCACUGCAAAAUUUAGAUACUCCCGACCAAAGCUGGUGUGAUCUUGAAUGGAAUAGUUCCCUAAAGGUUUUGUCAAUAAAGCGAUGCCUGGGCCUCACGGGUGAAGCAUUGUAUGAAUUCAUCUUGAAAUUUCCAACCAUAACUGACAUUCGGCUUAACAAAGAAGCUUGGCCAGGUUUGAAGUCACUUGUUUUUUCAUCAGUUCCGCCCGGAAAUGAAACGAGAAUGUGGCUUGAGAAUUGGGCUCUUGGACGACUGGUGAGGAUCAAGUUUCAUGGCACUCAACCAACACCCCUACCAGGAAUCGCAGAUCACGAAAGCGAAGAUGAGGACGAAAACCAGAUGGAACCUGACCCGCAGAAUCAAAACCACGUAGAAACUGAGGAUACUCAACUGGACGUGCAGACAUCAUUGUCAAAUCCUGAUAACAAUGGCAAUACUGAAGCGCAGAUUGGUCCAUCUGAAAUCGAAGGUGCAGUAGCUGACGUAAAUUCAUCAGAUCUUGGAGAAGAUCACUCAUCUGAGGGUGAUUAUUUCGUGGAAGAAGAAUUUGAUGAAUAUGCUGAUCUUUACGAUGGCUUUCCAUCUCCAGAAGACCAUGGAUUCUUAUCGCAAAUUGAAGCCGCAGAAGCUGAUGCAGCUCAAUUAGAAGCUGCUGCAAUUCAAGCAGAACCCGCCGGUGAACCUGAAGAAUUCAACUCGGACUCUGAUAGCGAUGAGACUGGUACUAAUGUUUCCAGCCAAGACCCUAUUGAAGAAAACGCAGAUAAUGACGAUGCGCUCUCAGUGCCAGGUUCACAUUGCAGUGAAUUGGAGGAACUCGAAGAUUGGACAUCUUCAACUUGGAUAAGAGAUCAUGAGUGA
Molecule: messenger RNA, 1593 nt
Organism: Melampsora larici-populina 98AG31
Lineage: Eukaryota; Fungi; Basidiomycota; Pucciniomycetes; Pucciniales; Melampsoraceae
Exons: 4
Coding region: 1-1593 (530 amino acids)
Source: RefSeq, a predicted model, not a curated record